Messenger RNA from Eremomyces bilateralis CBS 781.70, 654 nucleotides. RefSeq lists its product as uncharacterized. Lineage: Eukaryota; Fungi; Ascomycota; Dothideomycetes; Eremomycetales; Eremomycetaceae. The transcript has 4 exons. Gene Ontology annotation, biological process: tRNA metabolic process. Gene Ontology annotation, molecular function: D-tyrosyl-tRNA(Tyr) deacylase activity. Bases 1 to 654 code for a protein of 217 amino acids. The record is from RefSeq and is a predicted model, not a curated record. Gene Ontology annotation, cellular component: cytoplasm.
AUGCAUCGGAGGACCGGCGUCCAGGCGGUACUGCAACGGGUCAAGUCCGCAUCCGUGACGGUUGACGACAAAUUGAUCUCGUCGAUUGGCAAGGGCCUCCUUGUUCUGGUCGGCGUCUCCAAAGAUGACACGCUGAAAGAUGUCGAGUCGAUGGCUUCUAAGGUCUUGAAGUUCAAGAUGUGGGAAGAUGAUAAGGGAGCGAAGUGGAAAAAAAGUGUUCAAGAUGUGGAUGGAGAAGUCUUAUGUGGUUUGUCGCCGUCUAUAUACAUGUCCGAAUAUGAAAAGUCCAUGGCUGAUCGAAUCCCAGUUUCGCAAUUCACCCUUCUCGCCUCGACCAAGAAAGGCAAUAAACCCGAUUUCCACCGGUCUGCAGCCGGCGACGUCGCCAAAAACCUCUACACGACCUUUUUCCAAAAAGUCCAGAAGCUGUACUCCGAAGAUAAAGUCAAAGACGGCGUGUUCCAAGCCAUGAUGGAUGUCGCCUUAGUGAACGAUGGCCCUGUCACGAUCACGAUCGAUACCGCGCCGCCGAAACUUGAUAUGGCAGGGGAGGGGCCGGUCCAUGCCGAACGGACGAUCAGUGUGGACGAGCUCAUUGAGAAGCUGGAGAAGAUGAACCCGGGUUUCAAGUUUCCGCCUGAGCUGCUUGAGUAA